UUGGCACCGGAGCCUACCUUCGGCCGCUUGUCCUCUUCACCUACCGCGUUCGCGACCUCCUCGACGACUACACGGAGAUCUUUCGCCUUGACGGGCAAGACGGUCAGCCGGAAGGAUGGGCGGAUCAAGCUCUCGAUGGAGGACGCGAACUCCCUGAGGCCCCCGACGGCCCGGACCCAUGGCUGGAAGCCUUGGAGAGGGAAGCGGCCGUGAACGCGAUCCAGGGAAACCACGAAUGGCGCUGUGUCCGCUGCGACUCCGACCAGGCCGCGCAGACUGCCGAAGGACAGUGGACAUGCACGACUUGCCAGAGCAAUGACUUCUAUGCAACGCACCAAGCUUUACGCCGACAGACGGACCGCGGUACUUGGAUGUUCCUGCCUAGGCCUCCUAAUGGACUUCCUGGGCAAGCACUUCACCGCGAGCCGCCUGCCGAGGGACAAGCUGGACCGAUAUCGAGACGCCAGCGGCAGCAGCACCCUCCUCACGGCCCUCCUUCUGACGGGUUCGAGAUGCCAGAAUCAGAGGCCGCCACCUUCGACCCGACCGUGGACCCGGACGAGUUGGAUGGAGCUACUCAGCAGCCUCUUGCUGGGACUGGCGGCCCGACUUGGAGACCUACGGCUCGACCCAGUUCAUGCCCAGCCACUCCGCCAACUACCUCUUCGCAACCUACGAGGGCUAAGGCCAAGAGCUCGGCGCAGCGAGAGCAAGACAAGCCAAAGCUGGACACCAAGGAAGUUAUGACUUCUCAGGCGGCACCGUCUUCGUCGUCCUCCUCGAGCUGGAACCCCAUGAUGGGACCUGCGCGUGGGGUGCGGUGGAGGGGCGGUGCACCGCCCACACCUCCACUUUGGAAGUACGAGCACACCGACCUACGCGCGUACAGCAAGUUCGCCAAGAAGGUGGCGUUGUGGCGUAUCCAGGUGUCCUCCUUUAUGACACCUCGGGAGGCUGCGCUGGUCCUUUACACCAGCCUCACCGGGGAGGCGGAGGCAGAGCUGGAACACGCACCAAUCGAGGUCAUAAACUCCGACAAGGGGAUAGACUUUAUACUGGAAACCCUGCGACAGCCCAUGGAGCAGAAACAGAUAUUCCAGAAGCGUAAAUUCUUGUCGGACUUUGAGGGCAUCCAGAGGCAGCCUGGUGAAGGACUGAAGGCCUUCGGCAAUCGGUAUCGCCGCAUCGAACGCAAUCUCAAAGCUGUGGGGGUGGAAGUGGCCCUGAUGUAUGACAGCGAAGCCCGUGGGAACAGACUCCUGGAAAGGGCCAGACUGUCACACCAGGACCAAAGGCUCAUCCUCGUGGGCGCCCGCUACUCUUUGGCCUUCGAGGACAUUGCCGAAAGCAUGGCGAUGCAGUUCCCGGACUUCAAGGGCGCGCCUCCUGUGAUCGGACGGGACGGACAACCAGUGAACCGCAGCAAGGGGUCCAGCAAAGGGCAUGCGCCCGGAACCGCCAAAGGACAGGAAGCACCGGGCGAUGCUGACCAGGAGUCUGCCGAGGGCCAGCUUGACGACCACGAGCCGGACCACGACGUCAUCGACGACAACGACCCCGGCCACGGCAACGAGGGCGAGGACGACGGCGACCUUGACCAGGAGGACGGCCCAGACCUGGCCGAGGUGGCGGAAGUUUUGAGCGUGACAGCUAAAAAGCUGUCGAGUAUGCGUCUGGGCCGCAAAUUCGCCGGAGGACCUAAGAAGGACGCUGCCACCCUCAAGCGGGAGACGCAUUGCGCCGCGUGCGGGGAGAAGGGGCACUGGCGUGGCGACCCAGAGUGCAAGGUAUCGGGCAAGGGCGCUGUGCCACAGUCCGGUGGAGGAAAGAGCCAGGAGAGUGGCGGAAAGGGAGGCAAGAAGCCACCGCGUCAGACGUACAUGGUGCACCACGCCGAGCACGGCUCCAUCGAGGUGUUGGACAGCGCCUCCUACGGCACCAUGUUCAGCGUCAAUGUGGUCUUUGACGUGCAGCACGCCACCGAUGGCGACGCGGACUUCCCCGGCCUGAUGAUCCUGGACACCGCUUGCCAGCGCACCUGCUGCGGCACGACCUGGGCUUCAUCCCACACCUCUUUUCUACGUGACCGAGACCUGCUCGUGUACAGAGCCUCCUGCACAGAUGCUUUUCAGUUUGGCAGCGGCGACCCGGUGAAAGCCAAGCACCGCUUGUACAUGCCAGCUGGCAUAGGCGAGGCUGAUCUAGUGAUUGGAGCGGGCGUCCUCGAAGCAAAGAUUCCCUUGCUUGCGUCCAACCGGCUGCUCGAUGAGCUUGGCAUGGUGCUUGACCUGCCCCAGUCGUCUGCUACAUUCACCAAGUUAGGAGUGACAGUGCCUGUACUUCGCAAGAACGGACAUCUGACUAUAUCAGUGGUCGAGUUUAGCAAGCAGGUUCCCUCUGACAGCACUAGAUGGAAGCAGCUCCAAGACGCAUGUGACUGGGACAACCCACCUCCGGAGCUCGUGUUUCUGGCCCAAGCUUUGAACCAGACUUCGUCCUCUCCGACCCCGGCGCGCAACGUGUUCAUCCAGAUGGCCCACGCGGUGAACCUCGGCAUCCUGACGCCCGAGAUCUACCUCGACGUGCCGCCCGAGCUGGACGUGAAUUUUGCGCAUCCGCCGGCAACUUGCAGCCAUCCCGACUAUGUCCGGUACGGCAACGCGUACGGCAAGUUCGCUCGCUGCAAGCAGUGCCUGAAGAGAUGGAAGUGGAACGCCCACGAAGGACUGUGGGUCGAGCGCCUGGACAACAAGUUCGGGGCAUCGUUGCUCAAUUCGCAACCGCCCUUGCCGUCCUCAUCCAAUACUGUGCCGGCCCAGGCGGUGCCUUCGCGAGCGGCGGGACCAUCGACCCGUCGUCCUUCCAAGCCUCAGAGCCAAGGCGUCACCGGCAACACCAACGAGGACUUCGACGACUCCGGCGCGCAGGCGCCGAUCAACCCGCUCCAUGCCGAGUGGUUCGGAGAUGUCGGACUCGACGCCAUGGAGCCUGCUGCACAACCCGCCUACGGAGACGGAAUACGACUGGGCAGACGGAGACGACUGAGUGGCAAUUGGGCCCGCUCAGCAGGCGUGCUGGCCCGUGAGCGGGCGAUUUACGACAGCCUCUUGUCGACUUCCGGCAGACCACCGCCCGCCGUGGACAUCAUGGAGCUGUUUGCGGGGGAAGCGGGCAUCACGGCAAAGGCCUUCCGCCAUGGACUCAGCGCCUCGGAACCGGUCGAUAAGGUUUUCGGAUGGCGCCUGGAGGAGCCGAAGACCCAAGACUACGUCAUCAAGAUGGUCAAGCGGUUGCGGCCCCAUGUUCUCCACGUGGCCUACCCUUGCACCUUGUACUCCAUCUUCAAUGAGAACCUUAACUACAGCAAGCGGAUGGACGUUCUCCACCGUCGACGGCAAGACGAUAUGGAGAUGCGACGGCUUAUCCGUAAGCUGCUGGAUCUUCAGCUUGACGGCGGCCGCGCCUUUGUCCUGGAGAAUCCACGGCACUCACGACUAUGGGAGAUGGACGAGUUUCGCGACCUCGGCGACUUCCCCGGCAUUGCCGAGUGCAUCGUUGACUCCGGCGCCUACGGCGGCACGACAGUCGAUGGCGAGCCGAUCGUCAAGCCCUUUAAGUUCCUGACCAACAUUCCUGGAGCCGCCACCGUGAUCAACAAGCGCCUCUCGGAGACCGAGCGGAUGUAUACAAUACCAGUCCAGGGCAAGAACACUACGCCGUCACAGGUGUAUCCUCCGAAGCUGGUUGACUCCCUCCUUGGCCUGUACCACGACUACGUCCGAGGCAAGGACAUUAUGCGCUUUCCUUUGCACCAGGCAUUCGCCACCUUCCAAGCUCCAGUCUCUGACCUGACCGCCUGGGACCCCAUCGUGACGAUGCUCGAGCGCUCCUUUGGGACCAGCUCAACCAGGCCUUUCUACGUGGACGUGGACAGCGACGUGGGCAAGCACAUCGGUCGCAGCGCCUUCCUCCUUUAUGCCGAUGGCUCCCGAAGCGUGGAGGUCGAGGACCUCUCCGAGAUACAGCAGCCCAAGCAAAAGUUUGCCAAGGCGGUGCGGUACGCGGUGUUCGCAUAUGGCGAGCGACGUCCUGAAGUACAACCUGCCAGUGCCGAGGCCAAGCCCGACUCUCCGGUUCCGGACCUUCCGACGGACGUCACCUUUCCUGGGCUUUCAACCGAAGUGCCGGCAGAAGUUCGCCGGACUAUCGCCCGCGUACACAUCAACCUCGGACACCCCACUGCGGAGGAACUGGUCCGACUUGCUUGCCACCAAGGCAACCCCACCGCGCACUUCAUCUCUGCCAUCCGCAAGCUCAAGUGCGCGACCUGCGACCGACUUAAGUCACCACAGGCACCACCACCUUCGGCUACUUCCUCGACGGCGACCCAAUUCGGUGACCGUGUCGAGCUCGACAUCUUCUACGUCCGCAAGCUCGACGGGGAGAACGUGAUGGUGCUGGGCAUGGUGGCCUUCGAACGGGUCUGGCUACGACCUUAUGGACUUCCCACCUUGGUGGCGGCAGACCCGGAUGGAUGCAAUCGAUUGGAAUCACACGGCACCCUGGUGGAACACUGCCCUCCGCAUGCACACUGGAAGAUUGCACACGUGGAGCGCCAGAACGCUUUCCUGCGGACCAUCCUCGGGAAGUUGGUCGACACUUUUUCGGCGACCUCGGCAGCCGAGAUGGACUUGCUCAUUGCCCCGUCGCUCCAUGCCGCGAAUAGCAUGGUGCUGAGCAGGGGCAGGUCCGCCUUUCAGGCGGUUUUUGGAAAAGUUCCGCGCCUGCCCGGUGGGCUCUUCAUGGACAACCAGGCACUGGCCGUCUCCCCGGCAACAGACCCGGCAGCCACGGCAGAACGGGUGCGCUCGGAAGCGGUCAAGGCGAUCGCGGACAUGAACGUGCAGCCCAUGCUGCUUCUGGAGGUGGAGGCGCCGAAAAAGAGGGGAGGCUGGGUGACGGCCAAGUUCCUGUCAUGGGACCCGUCGGCACCAACCAAAUUGGCCUGGGUGAGGUCCGGCACGACCACGGCACUUGUGGCCACCGAACAGCUUCGCUCGGCAGUUGGCUUUGAACAAUGGGUCCCGACUGAGCAGGACGUCACGGCACUUAAGGACGCCAGCAAGGCCCUCUCUGAAAGUUUGUGGACAGACGAGUCCGGACCUCCUCCUGCUGAAGAAGAAAUGCUUGAAGCUCAACCUUUGCAUCGGGUCCUGGGCGACGAAGACUUCCUCAUGGACUACCAGUCGAAUAGUGAGCUUCUGGCAGCCACCUCUUCACAACAAGCCAGACAACAACGACUUGAUGCAGCAGCCUCCUGGGCACCUGGCACGCCCAUACCGAUGCCCGAGCCACCUCAAGCACAACUCUCCGGCACCAUCAACAACACCUAUGUGUAUGCCCGACUUGGAGACGUCGGACAAGGGGCACGUCGGGGAAACUCGGUGCCACGCAAACUCCGGAGAAGCCGGUCACCGAACUUCCGCAACCUCAAGAAGGGCACGUUCCAGCAGUACCUGACCCAGAGCCGCCUGCUGACCUGCUUUCUCCUGAGUUCAGCGCACCUUUCGAGGAACUUCCCGGAUUACCAGAACUUCCUCAACCUCAAGGAGGGCAACUUGCAGCACAGCCCCCAGGACCAACAGCUGACCUUGCUCGAGAUGCGGCACCGGCACCUCUCGAUGAUCUCCCCGACGAUCACCACCUUCCGCCUCGACUUCCUCGAGACCACCCACGACACCGGUGACGAGCUCAGCGGCCGCACCUUCGACAGUCUGGCCGCCACUCUUUACGAAGAAGACGGACUCCUACACCGGCUGCCACUUGGACAAAACCUCGGCGAGUUUUACGGACCCCCGUGUGACCAGUUCUACGAGGCCUACCUGGCAUCCAAGUACAGGAGUGAUGACGUGCUCGGCUCGGACAAGCCCGCCCAAGAGGCGGACAGCUCGGACUCCGAUUGGGAGGACGCGCCCCCAAAGUCGAGCUCACGACAAGGCAUGUCCCGAAUGGAAGCCAAAGCCUUGGAUCGUGAAAUUCCAUGGCGAAAAAUCAUGGACUUGCCGUCCGCCCAGUUCCAGGCGUACAAGGAGGCCGUGGAGAAGGAGCACUCGUCUUGGAUGGAAUGGCGCUCAGUCAGAGCACUCACGCAUCAAGAGGCCAGCGAAGUUCUCAAGGACAAGGUGUUGGCCAAGCGAACAAAGCAAAAGGGCUCGGACCACUCCGGGCCAAAUGCCGGCGAGCACGUCCUUUUCCUGGUCUUGGUCGCCGGAAGCAACCGUGAGUUCGGCAACUCUUCGAAGAAGUGGUUCGGUUGGACCGACGAUGCGGCCACAGCCUUCUUGCAGGGAGAACAGCCCUCGGACGAGAGAACCCUUCCAUUGUAG
Symbiodinium pilosum is the source of this 6386-nucleotide messenger RNA. Lineage: Eukaryota; Dinophyceae; Suessiales; Symbiodiniaceae. The record is from the annotation of a GenBank genome assembly.